AUGCGAGCUGGAGAUGUUUUCACGGAGAAUAUUCAACCGUUCCUGACUCUGCAACUGAAUGUCGACAAAGUGAAGACGAUCAAAGAAGCUUUGGAGACACUUGUGAAUAAGGAGCAGCUGGAAGGAUUGACUUCUCCUAACACAAAUGAAGUGGUACAGGCGUGGCAGCAAUUGAUGUUGGAUGUGCUGCCAGUCAUUCUCAUUCUGCAUCUGAAAUUCUUUGAUUUCAAGCCAGAUGGCUGUACGAAAAUCAUCAAGGCGUUGGAAUUCCCUGUCGACCUGGAAAUCGAAUCGAGGUUGUUAUCUUCAGUCACAAACGCCCGAAGGAAGACAGUAUAUGUUGUUUGCCGUGGUCUACCACGUCGGCCAUAA
Phaedon cochleariae (mustard beetle) is the source of this 372-nucleotide messenger RNA. Lineage: Eukaryota; Metazoa; Arthropoda; Insecta; Coleoptera; Chrysomelidae. The record is from the annotation of a GenBank genome assembly.